Messenger RNA from Wickerhamiella sorbophila, 957 nucleotides. Its product is annotated as Peroxisome biogenesis protein 19-1. Lineage: Eukaryota; Fungi; Ascomycota; Dipodascomycetes; Dipodascales; Trichomonascaceae. The record is from RefSeq and is a predicted model, not a curated record. Gene Ontology annotation, cellular component: peroxisome; peroxisomal membrane. The coding region runs from base 1 to 957 and encodes 318 amino acids. The transcript has a single exon. Gene Ontology annotation, biological process: protein import into peroxisome membrane.
AUGGCAGACAAGUACGAUGAUCUCGACGACCUUUUAGAUGAGUUCGAGGAACAGGACCGUAUUCUGAACGCACCUCCUGGCUCGGCUAAUCUAGGUGGGGCUUCCAUCAAGGAGCUUGAUGCUUCUGCUUCCAAGCCGGCGGUGCCUGCUACCGCGCCCAAGGUUGUUGACGAGCCUGGCGUGUCUUCAAAUGAAGACAAAGAACUCAAUGAGGCUGCUGAACGGCUAGCAAAGCUGCUCACCCCGCAGGCCGAAAAAGACGAGCUGACGGUGCCUGAGCUGGACGAAGAAUUCGCCAAGCAGCUGCAAUCAGGUAUGGACGAUUUGGUGUCUGAGAUGUCAGAUGAUCCUGAGGCCCGCAAGGCAUUUGAAGAGCUCAUGGCCGGCCUCACUGGGCAAAACCCCGGUGAUGUGUUUAAUGCUGCGGGCGUCAAGGACAAACCGGCCGCGCCCGUCAGUUUCCAAGACACAAUUGCUGCUACAAUGAACCGUCUGAAUGAAAAUCAGAGCUCGCCAGGGCCCAGUGAUGAUGCUUUCCUCGAGAAAAUGCUUAAAGAGCUCCAGGACGCCGCCGGAUCGGGUGCUGGAGCCGGUGGUAUGGAUGGGCUGCUGUCCAGUCUAAUGGAGGAACUCUCCAGCAAGGAUAUUUUGUACGAGCCCAUGAAGGAGAUGCACGAUAAGUUCCCUGGCUGGCUCAAUGAGCAUGGCCCCAAGAUCAGCGCUGAAGAAUUGCAGCGUUAUAAGGACCAGCAACGCAUCGUCGAGGACAUUGUUUUGAAAUUUGAAGAAAUGACUUAUAGUGAUGACGAUAAGGCAUGCCGCAAGUACAUUUCGGCCAAAAUGGAGGCCAUGCAAGCCACUGGCGCUCCCCCUCCCGAGCUGGUAGGUGAUUUAGCCGAUGGUGCUAUUCCCGGCGGUAUUCCUGGCGCUGGGCCUAGUGAUUGCGGCGUUCAAUAA